CUAGAACGACAUGAUGGUGGAAUCCGCCUCCGAGACAAUCAGGUCGGCCCCGGCCAGUCAGAACGGUGUGGGCAGCCUCUCUGGGCAGGCCGAUGGCGGCGGCGGCGGCGCCGGGGCGGCCGGGGCUGCGAAUGCGGCAGGCGGCGGCGCAGCGGGCAGGGAUGCGGGCGCCGCCGGGGCGGACGGCAACGGCGAGUUGAGCCCCGCGGAGCUGUUGCACUUCCAGCAGCAACAGGCUCUCCAGGUGGCCCGGCAGUUCCUGCUGCAGCAGGCCUCUGGCCUGAGCUCCCCAGGGAACAAUGACAGCAAACAGCCGGCCCCUGGCCUGCAGGUGCCGGUGUCGGUGGCCAUGAUGUCCCCGCAGAUGCUCACCCCGCAGCAGAUGCAGCAGAUCCUGUCUCCCCCGCAGCUGCAGGCCCUGCUCCAGCAGCAGCAAGCUCUCAUGCUCCAGCAGCUGCAGGAAUACUACAAGAAGCAGCAAGAACAACUCCACUUACAGCUUCUCACCCAACAGCAGGCUGGGAAGCAGCAACCCAAAGAGGCACUGGGGAACAAGCAGCUGGCCUUCCAGCAGCAGCUCCUGCAAAUGCAACAGCUGCAGCAGCAGCACCUGCUCAACCUGCAGCGGCAGGGGCUGGUCAGCCUGCAGGCCAACCAGGCCUCGGGGCCUCUCCAGAGCCUCCCCCAAGCAGCCGUAUGCCCUACAGACCUGCCCCAGCUGUGGAAGGGUGAGGGUGCACCCCCUGGGCAGUCCGCCGAGGACAGCGUCAAGCAGGAGGGGCUGGAGCUCACUGGCACUGCGGCCACCGCUACCUCGUUCGCUGCGCCCCCCAAGGUCUCCCCACCCCUGUCCCACCUCGCCCUGCCCAAUGGACAGCCUACUGUGCUCACCACGCCUCGCAGAGACAGCUCCUCCCAUGAGGAGACCCCCAGCUCCCACCCCCUGUACGGGCACGGCGAGUGCAAGUGGCCGGGCUGUGAGACGCUCUGUGAAGAUCUGGGCCAGUUUAUCAAACACCUCAACACGGAGCACGCCCUGGACGACCGGAGCACGGCCCAGUGCCGGGUGCAGAUGCAGGUGGUGCAGCAGCUGGAGAUUCAGCUCGCCAAGGAGAGUGAGCGGCUGCAGGCCAUGAUGGCCCAUCUGCACAUGCGGCCCUCGGAGCCCAAGCCCUUCAGCCAGCCGGUAACCGUGUCCGCAGCCGACUCCUUCCCAGAUGGCCUCGUGCACCCCCCCACCUCAGCUGCUGCCCCUGUCACCCCCCUGAGGCCCCCUGGCCUGAGCUCUGCCUCCCUGCAUGGUGGAGGCCCCGCCCGACGGAGGACCAGCAGUGACAAAUUCUGCUCGCCCAUCUCCUCAGAGCUGGCGCAGAAUCAUGAAUUCUACAAGAAUGCCGACGUCAGGCCCCCCUUCACCUAUGCCUCCCUCAUCCGCCAGGCCAUCCUGGAAACCCCUGAUAGGCAGCUGACCCUGAACGAGAUCUAUAACUGGUUCACCAGGAUGUUCGCCUACUUCCGGAGAAACACGGCCACCUGGAAGAAUGCUGUGCGUCACAACCUCAGCCUCCACAAGUGCUUCGUCCGAGUGGAGAACGUCAAGGGUGCCGUGUGGACCGUGGACGAGCGAGAGUACCAGAAGCGGAGACCGCCGAAGAUGACCGGCAGCCCCACCCUGGUGAAGAACAUGAUCUCGGGACUCAGUUACGGAGCACUUAAUGCCAGCUACCAGGCUGCCCUGGCCGAGAGCAGCUUCCCCCUCCUUAACAGCCCUGGCAUGCUGAACCCUGGCUCCACCAGCAGCCUCCUGCCCCUCAGCCAGGAGGACGUGGGCGCCCCAGUGGAGCUGCUGCCCAGUAACGGCAGCACCAGCCCCCCUCGCCUCUCCCCGCCCCAGUACAGGUGA
This is a messenger RNA of Echinops telfairi (small Madagascar hedgehog), 1903 nucleotides long. It is a transcript of the gene FOXP4, whose product is annotated as forkhead box P4. Gene Ontology annotation, molecular function: RNA polymerase II cis-regulatory region sequence-specific DNA binding; DNA-binding transcription repressor activity, RNA polymerase II-specific. Gene Ontology annotation, cellular component: nucleus. Lineage: Eukaryota; Metazoa; Chordata; Mammalia; Afrosoricida; Tenrecidae. Gene Ontology annotation, biological process: regulation of transcription by RNA polymerase II. The coding region runs from base 11 to 1903 and encodes 630 amino acids. The record is from RefSeq and is a predicted model, not a curated record. The transcript is spliced from 15 exons.